Messenger RNA from Colossoma macropomum (tambaqui), 4080 nucleotides. RefSeq names its product potassium channel, subfamily T, member 1 (gene kcnt1). Gene Ontology annotation, cellular component: membrane. Gene Ontology annotation, biological process: potassium ion transport. The coding region runs from base 18 to 3521 and encodes 1167 amino acids. The record is from RefSeq and is a predicted model, not a curated record. The transcript has 30 exons. Gene Ontology annotation, molecular function: intracellular sodium-activated potassium channel activity. Lineage: Eukaryota; Metazoa; Chordata; Actinopteri; Characiformes; Serrasalmidae.
CCCAGCCUUUUCUCAGCAUGGAGCCGAAGAGCCCGGCGCCGUCCUGGGUCAGCCCGGCUGUGGUCACCUGGAGACUGGACUCAUUCGGUAGCGACGCUGGACAGAGGGUUCACGUGGAGUUCUAUGUGAAUGAGAACACGUUCAAGGAGAGACUCAAACUGUUCUUCAUUAAGAACCAGCGCUCCAGCUUGCGGAUCCGUAUUUUUAACUUCUGUCUGAAGGUUCUGACGUGUGUGCUCUACAUCAUACGAGUCAUGACCGACAAUCCAGCUCAGCUCCGCAACACAUGUGUAAAAUGCAACAGCUCUUCUCAAAAUAACGAGAUUAACUGGGAGCUGAUCUUUUGGGUGGAUAGGAAAACUCCUGUGUGGGCCAUUCAGGUGAUAGUAGCGUCCAUCAGUUUCUUGGAGGCCAUGCUGCUCAUGUACCUCAGCUACAAGGGUAACAUCUGGGAGCAGAUGUUCCAGGUGUCGUUUCUGUUGGAGAUGUUAAACACAGUCCCCUUCAUCAUCACGAUCUUCUGGCCCACUCUGAGAAACCUCUUCAUCCCCGUCUUCCUCAACUGCUGGCUGGCCAAGCAUGCUCUGGAGAACAUGAUCAACGAUCUGCACAGAGCGAUCCAGAGAACACACUCAGCCAUGUUCAACCAAGUUCUGAUUCUCAUCUGCACACUGCUCUGCCUCGUCUUCACAGGUACGUGUGGUAUCCAGCAUUUGGAGCGAGCGGGACGAAACAGCCUCUCUCUCUUUAACUCUCUCUAUUUCUGCAUCGUCACCUUCUCCACGGUGGGCUUUGGGGACGUCACCCCUCAGAUUUGGCCCUCACAGCUGCUGGUGGUGGUGAUGAUCUGUGUGGCCCUGGUAGUGCUGCCCCUGCAGUUCGAGGAGCUGAUCUAUCUGUGGAUGGAGAGACAGAAGUCUGGGGGGAACUACAGCCGUCAUCGCGCUCAGACGGAGAAACACGCCGUGCUCUGCGUCAGCUCCCUCAAAAUGGACCUGCUCAUGGACUUCCUCAACGAGUUCUACGCUCACCCACACACACAGGACUACUACGUGGUGAUCCUGUGUCCGUGUGAAGCGGACAGCCAGGUGAGGAGAGUCCUGCAGAUUCCGCUGUGGUCACAAAGGGUCAUCUACCUGCAGGGCUCCGUCCUCAAAAACCAGGACCUUCUCAGAGCCAAGAUGGACGACGCAGAGGCCUGUUUCAUUCUGAGCAGCAGAAACGAGGCGGAUCGAAUGGCCGCAGAUCAUCAGACGAUAUUGCGAGCGUGGGCAGUGAAGGAUUUCGCCCCGAACUGCCCUCUCUACGUCCAGAUCCUCAAACCUGAAAACAAGUUCCACGUUAAAUUUGCAGACCACGUCGUGUGUGAGGAGGAGUUUAAGUAUGCCUUGCUGGCUCUAAACUGCCUGUGUCCAGCCACGUCCACUCUGGUCACUCUGCUGGUCCACACAUCCCGUGGGCAGGAGGGUCAGCAGUCUCCGGAGCAGUGGCAAAGGAUGUACGGCCGCUGUUCCGGUAAUGAAGUGUACCACAUCCGCCUGAGCGACAGCAUGUUCUUCAGAGAAUACGAGAACAAGAGCUUUACCUAUGCUGCGUUCCACGCACACAAGAAGUAUGGCGUGUGUCUGAUAGGAAUAAAGCGAGAGGACAAUAAGAGCAUUCUGCUGAACCCCGGACCCCGACACGUCAUGGCUGCUGGAGACACCUGUUACUACAUCAACAUAACAAAGGAGGAAAACUCUGCCUUCACCGUCAGACAGGAGGCGCAUCAGGGCAAGAACCGUGGCCACUGCGACAUUCUGAACAGCCCCUCAGGAUUACCCGUCCACAGCAUCAUCGCCAGCAUGGGAACAGUUGCAAUGGAUUUCCAAAACACCAGCCCAACCGGAGACACGGCCAAACUGGCCCCACCCACAGAGAACGGACAAGGAAGUCGCCGCCCUAGCAUUGCUCCAGUUCUGGAGAUCGCUGACUCUGCCUCCUUACUGCCAUGUGACCUCCUCAGUGACCAGUCAGAGGAUGAGGCAGCUCACUCUGACGAGGAUGUGCCCUCCGCCUCUGAAUGCAUGAAGGGUUAUCCUCCCAACUCGCCCUACAUCGGCAGCUCCCCCACGCUGUGCCACCUCCUACUCCAGAAAGCUCCAUUCUGCUGCCUGCGCCUCGACAAGGCCUGCGAGCAUGUUAGCUUCGAGGAUGCUAAAGCGUACGGCUUCAAAAACAAGCUAAUCAUCGUUUCGGCGGAGACGGCGGGAAACGGCCUGUACAACUUUAUAGUUCCUCUGAGAGCGUAUUACAGACCCAGGAGAGAGCUCAACCCUGUAGUACUGCUACUGGACAACCUGCCUGAUGAGCACUUCCUGGAAGCCAUUUCCUGUUUCCCAAUGGUCUACUACAUGGUGGGAACCAUUGACAACUUGGACAGUCUGCUGCAGUGUGGGGUCCUGUACGCAGAUAAUCUGGUGGUGGUGGAUAAGGAGAGCACUAUGAGCGCAGAGGAGGACUACAUGGCUGACGCUAAAACCAUCGUUAAUGUCCAGACCAUGUUCAGGUUGUUCCCCAGUCUGAGUAUCAUUACGGAGUUGACUCACCCAUCUAACAUGCGCUUUAUGCAGUUCAGAGCAAAGGACUGCUAUUCUCUGGCCCUGUCCAAACUGGAGAAGAAGGAGCGUGAUAAAGGUUCUAAUCUAGCCUUCAUGUUCCGCCUGCCGUUCGCCGCUGGACGAGUCUUCAGCAUUAGCAUGCUGGACACGCUCCUCUACCAGUGUUUUGUGAAGGACUACAUGAUCCCGAUCACGAGGCUCCUGCUGGGGCUGGACACCACUCCUGGAUCAGGAUACCUGUGUGCUAUGCGAGUGUGUGAAAGUGACCUGUGGAUCCGUACGUACGGAAGACUGUUUCAGAAGCUUUGCUCCACAAGCUCAGAAAUUCCCAUCGGAAUCUACCGCACAGAAUCCCACAUGUUCCUGCCAUCUGAGUCUCAGUAUUCGGUCAGCUCAGAGGGGUGGUCAGACACUAAGGAGACUAAGGGGGACGAGCCUAAAGUUCUGACCCGGAGCUCCUCAGGCAGCGACCAAUCAGAGCACCCACUCCUGAGGCGGAAGAGCAUGCACUGGACAAGGCGUCUCAGUCGGCGGGCCAUGAAGAGGAGUGACUCCUCCUUUUUCUCCUCCCAGCCAAAACACAGUGCCUCCCGCCGCUCAGAGAGGGAGGAGCUUACGGAACUCGUCAGGAACCGCAUGCAGCACCUGGGCUUACACACAGGAUUCAAAGAUGUCACUAAUCUGACAGCCAGUGAUGUGAUGAACAGAGUAAAUUUAGGUUAUUUGCAAGGGGAGCUGAAUGACCAGCAGAACUCUCUCUCCUACGUGCUCGUCAACCCCGCGCCAGACACACAUCUCCAGCUCAACGACGUAGUGUUUCUGAUCCGACCAGACCCACUGGCACACGUCCCGGCAGAGCCCCCAAUACGCACCCACUUCAAAGAGUGCAGACCAGACACACCAGAGAUGAACCAGGUUUAACCGGCACAAGACUGAACUGACCUUAAUCACAGCAGAAAGAUCCACCUGAAGUGGUCAUAUUUAUCACAAGACUGAAAGUGGGUUGUCCAGCUGUUUACACCUGUUGGUCCACAGCCCCGUAACACAAGCAUCCCACUGCAGUGCUGCAUUAUGACCAGCAGGUGGAGACAGAAUUCAUUUGAUUCCAGUGUUUGAUUGCUAGUGUUGCACUUUGAUCAGUAGGAGGCGCCAACAUAUCUGAUUUUAGAGCAGAACUUCAGUACCUCGCAUCACAGCCUCCAGCACUUUGUAGAUGUUGCUUUUUUAAGCUGAUCUCUGAUCAGGUUUUUUUGUUGCUAUUUUAUACAUACAUUCUCCAUCCACUUUGACUGAAACUCCUGCCUUGUAUCAUCACUCCUGUGUGAGCUUAUUGGACAUCUCACCCCAAAACCAUAGGCAAUAAUAUGGACUCCCUCCCACCCUUUUAUGAUUAAGUGACACUUAUUAGUCCCACAGCAGCGUAACUUCAGCUCCACAUUUAACCCACCUGUGCAGUUAAACACCACAUACACACUAGUGA